Ilex paraguariensis (yerba mate) is the source of this 1521-nucleotide messenger RNA. NCBI's taxonomy places the organism in Eukaryota, Viridiplantae, Streptophyta, Magnoliopsida, Aquifoliales, Aquifoliaceae. The record is from the annotation of a GenBank genome assembly.
AUGAGGUCUUAUGGAACACAAUUUGCUGCAGAUGAUGAGGAUCGCAUUAUUAUAGAAGCCCAUGCAAUUCAUGGAAACAAAUGGGCUUCAAUUGCGAAAAUCCUGCCUGGUAGAACAGAUAAUGCAAUUAAGAACCACUGGAACUCUACACUGAGGCGCAGGGGCAUGGAGCCCAGCAGGUUUAAACCGGCAUCUGGAAGCAUGAUGGAACACUGCAGCCUCGACAAAAUUAAGGCAUCUUCAGAAGAAACCUUGUCAAGCGCUGAAAUUAAUUCAUUCAAAUCUUCAAAUGGAAGAGAUGUGAGCAAGAUGGACAUUAGACCCAACCAAUGUGAACAAGAAGCUCAAAUAAAGGAGGAUGAUAAUGUGGCUGAAGAGAACCAUCCCAAUCUUUCUGAAAAGAACCAUCCCACCUUUUCUGAAAAGACACAUCCUACCCUUAGUCGUCCAAUAGCGAAAAUUGGUGCAUUUGAUAUUUAUAAUCCUCCAUGUGGAGCAGCAGCUGGCACUGUGCAUUCAAGGCCUGUCCCGAUGCAGGGGCCUAUGAUCCAGGCCUGCAAACCAGAUUUUGGGAUAGGCAAAUUUCUUGAAGGUGUCAGUGGUGAGCCGAUGAUUCCUUCAAGAUGUGGUCAUGGUUGCUGUGCAACUCCAAACGGGGGCCUUUCUCAGAGCUCAUUGUUGGGGCCCGAGUUUGUUGAAUAUGAGGAACUUCCCCCCUUUUCAAGUCACGAGUUUGCCACCAUAGCUACAGAUUUGAACAACAUUGCAUGGAUUAAAAGUGGCCUUGAAAAUGCUGGCACUAGUGUACCAAACAAUUCCAUGGGGGAAAGAGGGUCUCAAGAUGCUUCAGUGCAAAUGGGUAUUUUUAGACAGAGCAUGAAAAGUGAUCACUUCUGCUUUGAGGAGGGACGGAACAAGUUGAUGGGCAUGAUGACAGACGUGUCUACCCAGAUACCUAUUGCAAAUUUUGCAUUUCCAGCUGAACUUGAAGGCUUGAGCUGAAACCUAUGAGUUUUUUCCUUUUCAGAUUGGUGUUCUACUUAGACCAGCAUAGAAACUAUGGCAAGCUGUAGGUUUGACCUUGCAAAGAGGCAUUUUCUUUGCUGCGGAAAAGAUGAUGAACCUUUUGGUUUUUGUUAGUGUUUUAUGUCCACUAUUUAGGUAUGGUUUCCAUGGUUGAUGCGUAGAUUGUGACCAUUGGAACGAUAUGAACUCGUCUAAUUCUAGUACAUCAGUGUUCCCCUCUUGCAAGUUAUGUAUAGAGACAGUCAUCAAACACCUCGCCAGAACUAGUGAAUUCUGGGUGUCCAUUUGGAGCACUGGCAGAGGUCAUAAAGGAGGGUGUUGUGUUGUUUAUUAGAGUUGGUUGAAUUUUUUGCCUUUCUGGUAAGGACAUAUGCUUUAGAUCCUGUAUUUACAGAAGAAAUGUCUGUUUAUUAGGCUAAUCACAUAACUAGACAAACGAUGUUGGUUUAUUUUUGCUUAUCCCAUUUGGUGUUAAUAUCCAUAUUUAGAGAAAAA